UUAAAAAUGUCUGAAAAUGUCGUCUUUAGUUCCGCGACAAAGUCCAUCAUAGAGACCGUCAUUAAAGCCGCAAUUGAUGAGCCAAAUGUGAAACGGGAGCUGGUAAAUGACGCGUUACCGCUUUCCAGUGAUGUGGAGAUUGUACUGCCGAUGAAGAUAAGCCAUCUAAUUCAGCUCUAACUAACCAAGUCCUGGAUUUAGUAAAAACUGACUAAAUGGAGGAGAAGCAGCUUUUGGCUCCAGCUGCUCUAGUGUGUGACUCAGUGGUUUGUGUUGAAAACAACAACAACAAGAAGAGAAGAUGCCACAAAAUGCCCCUCACAAAGCUGAAAAAGGGUUUCUGUUUUUAUCACAUGAAAAGUUGACUAUUUUACAGUAAAAAAUAGAUAUAAAGAAGAAUAAAGGAAAGGAACAUUUAGAAAUUAAUUCAUGACAUACAUGUAUGUCCUAUUUAAUUAUAAUGUGUUUAAUUGAAUAAUUAUAUUUAUCAGCUCUGUAAACUUUCAUUUAGUUAAUCAUACAUUAAUCAUGGAUUAUUUAUUACUUAUUUAUGUAAACAUUUAUUUCUACAUUUUAACUGGGUCUCCUUACUGUUCUCUUUACUAAGAAACAUCUAAAUAUAUGACAUCACUAUAUUUUUAUUGAGGCAUUAUUGUGAUGUUCCUUUUUCCUGUGGAAGUGGUUUUACUGGCCGGCCUGGAACCGGGGACCUUUCCCCCGCUCAUCUAUUGGUUGAUGAUUGUGUUACGUCACUGAGACUUGAGAUAAUAUCAAACAGGUUUGAUAUGAUCCAAACCAAGACUAGGAAAAGACUGAUAUGAAACAGAGCAGAUUACUGCCUUAAACUUAACCAUGGAGAUGACGGGAUCGCCGUGACUCCAGUAAAACUCCUAUAUUUACUAAGGAACUGGGGACAUCUGUUGGUGGAAGCCCAGCAUUAGUUUGGUUGUUAUCCACUAAUUUAUCAGAAGUUUAGAUUCAACCUUGAAAGAUUUAUAUGGGCAUUUAAAAGACAGAUUGUGUAUGGCAGUACAUGUAUGUGUGUCCACCAUAAAUACAUUUGACACUUCCUAAUAGAUGAUUUAUAAUAAACUGUGCUGACUGCUUUAUGUUAAUCCUCACAGACAGAUUUUGACAGUUUUGUGGAAAUGUUGGUACGGGAGGCAAUGAGAAAGAUCCAUGCCAUUUUCUCCCAACUGUCCUCUGUGCUGCAAAACGAAAACAAGAGUCUGAAGGCCGAAGUGGAGCGGCUGGAGAGCGAGCUGAACACGACGACUGAAGACUUUCAGAACGCCAGAACAUGGAGAGAAAAUGUCCUGAACGGCUGUCCGGUCCUGUUUGAGCAGAGCGGCUUGCUCUGUACGUUGAAGCCUUUUGGGAAGUUGAAAAGAAACACAGAUGAACUAACAGAGGCAGAAACAGAAACAGCUGCUGCUGCUGCUGGGAUGGAGAGUGUUUUCAUUUCUGGUUCAGAUGAUGGAGAGGCAACGAAGGACGUGUUAUCACCAGCUAACAGACAAGACGCUGCAGCAGUUUGUACCCAAACAAACACAGCAGAAUCCAAAAAUGCUGAGGGCCAAGUCAGAGCGAGAGGGAAAGUCUUUGUGUGUGACGUCUGCAACAAGAGCUUCAACCGACAGUUUCAUCUAAAGAAGCACAUGAACUCUCACAAAGAACAGAGGCCGUUCUCCUGCGACCAGUGCCCCAGAAAAUUCAGGAAUAUGGAAACUUUUGAGUAUCACCUUCUGCGGCACGAGGAGAUGAAGUACGAUACGUUCAAGUGUCAGACCUGUGAGAGGACGUUUAAAACAAAUAUGCAGCUGAAGACGCACCAGCUGGUUCACACAGACGUCAGGCCGUUUAUCUGCUCCACUUGUGGGAAAGCCUUCAAAACCAAACGCAACCUGCACGCUCACCAGGUCGUUCACACAGUGGAAAAGCCACACAAAUGCAGCGUGUGCGGGGAAGGUUUCAGGUACGCCUUCACGCUGCAGUGCCAUCAAAGCGUUCAUACCGGCGAACAUCCUUACAAAUGCACCGUGUGUGGCAAAGCUUUCGUAAAGAAGAGGUCGCUGAGGACGCACCAGUCGGUCCACAGAGGGAAAACGUUCACAUGUGAGACAUGUGGAGCGGGUUUCACCCUGCAACACAACCUGAAGAGACACAUCCGCAUUCACACAGGUGAGAAACCGUUCACAUGUAAAGUCUGCGGGAAGAGUUUCAUUCAGGACAACAAGCUGAAAGCUCACAUGCUUCUUCACGGUGCCUCAAAGUCGUUUAUGUGUGAUCUUUGCGGAAAGACGUUUCUUUACAACUGCCAGCUGCAGAAACACCAGAAAGUAACUCACGAUGAGAGACAAGGGCAGAUCGUCAGACGAAGAACUCCAGAUCGAGCUCACCGCAGAGUCAUCUGUCGGCAGGACAGAACCACGAUAGACGUGACGCCGUUUAGCUGCAAGACCUGCCGCAAGGGCUUUGACACCGCGAGUUCCCUGAAGAGACACGAGCUCAUUCACACGGGUCCGAUGCAAUACAACUGCGACAAAUGCGGGAAGUCUUUCUUCUACAAAGCGACGUACGACUACCACCAAAGGAUUCACUCUGGAGAACGACCGUUUGGUUGUGACGUGUGCGGGAAGAGGUUCAUCAUCCUUCAGGCUCUCAAGUCCCACAAACUGCAGCACUCUGGAGAGAAACCGUACAAAUGUGAGCAGUGCGGAAAGGCCUUCAGGAUCUACACAAACUACCGCAGACACCUACGGGUCCACACGGGGGAGAAGCCGUACGAGUGUGAGGUUUGUGGAGUGAGGUUCAGGCAGCUUGGACACGUCAAGUUUCACAUGCAAGUUCACACGGGAGAGAAGCCGUACUACUGCAGCAGCUGUGGACUCGGAUUCUCAGACUCAAGGCUGCUCAAGAGACACAACUGUGCUGAGAAAUGUCAGAAAAUGUAAGGAAGCACAGUAACCACAUUCUGAAACUUUUUUAUAUUCAUCCCUGUGGUAGAGCUAAAAGUUCCUUUAACUUGAACCAAAACCACCAAACACUUGUAUUGAAACUCCAAACAGAUAAAUUCAGUUUAAAUAAAGGUUUUCAAC
Centropristis striata (black sea bass) is the source of this 3098-nucleotide messenger RNA. RefSeq names its product zinc finger protein ZFP2-like. Lineage: Eukaryota; Metazoa; Chordata; Actinopteri; Perciformes; Serranidae. The record is from RefSeq and is a predicted model, not a curated record. Bases 1149 to 2954 code for a protein of 601 amino acids. The transcript is spliced from 4 exons.